Kluyveromyces marxianus DMKU3-1042 is the source of this 585-nucleotide messenger RNA. It is a transcript of the gene SSP120, whose product is annotated as nucleobindin SSP120. Bases 1 to 585 code for a protein of 194 amino acids. NCBI's taxonomy places the organism in Eukaryota, Fungi, Ascomycota, Saccharomycetes, Saccharomycetales, Saccharomycetaceae. Gene Ontology annotation, molecular function: calcium ion binding. The transcript has a single exon. The record is from RefSeq and is a predicted model, not a curated record. Gene Ontology annotation, cellular component: extracellular exosome; endoplasmic reticulum-Golgi intermediate compartment.
AUGUCGUGGGAAGAAUGGCACAUGAGGGAGGAACAUGAGAUGAGCAAGUACACACCGGAGCAAUUCUUUGACAUGCACGACAUGGGAAACAAGGGCUACUUUGAUGCUAAGGAUAUCAUCAACAUGUAUGGCUUACAAAAGGAGGUUGUUGUUGGUAAGGGAGAUGGUAUGGGUCAAAACGACGAGAGUCAAGAGAUUGACGAUGGGCUUCGUGAAAGGGUGGUGAAGUUUGUGAUGGCAUUGCUCGAUGUGGAUGACGAUACACGUAUUACAAGGAAGGAAUACUUAGACUAUGCGGCCAAGGGCAACAAGUUUGUUGAUUUAGGAGUUGGUGUUGGUCACCAUGGGGAUUUCGAGACUGAGUAUGAGAUGCAUCACUGGAACCAGUACCACAAGGACCAGGAUCCUGAUAUCAAGAAUGUGCACAAGGAGGAUGUUGAGCACGAGCUAUUGCAUCAUGAGCACGAAGUGGAGGAAUCUGAGCAAGGUCCUGCCGGUGCGACGAAGGGGUCUGUGAUUACGGACGACGAGAUGGAGAGUCGGAUCGAGAAGGACAGAAUACCCAAGAAGUACAGAGCUAAUUAG